CCAACCCAGCCAGCUAUUCCCAUCCCAAAUCUCAAUUCAAACAUUAAAAAAAAAAAAAAUCCCAAAUAAAUCAAGAAGAAGAAGAAGAAGAGAUCAAGAACCAAAACAAUGGCGGCUUCUUCUCCUCCUCCGCCUCUUCUUCUCCUUCUCGCCGUCCUCAUCGUCCUCUUCCCGUCCUCCAUCGCCGCCGCGCGCUCAUUCCCAUCCCAUAUCUCAACAUCGAAGCUCUCAUCCUUCUCAGAAGCUCCCCAUUUCCGCAACAGCGAUGCAUGCUCCUCCGACGAGGUUGUUCACAUCGCCAUGACCCUUGACUCCCACUACCUCCGUGGUUCCAUCGCCGCCAUCCACUCCAUUCUCAAGCACACCUCCUGCCCUGAAGACCUCCACUUCCAUCUCAUCGUCUCCGACGAUGAUGAUCUCCACUCCAUCGUUCGCUCCAUCUUCCCUUCUCUCCGCUUCCAGAUUUAUCAAUUCAAUGAAGCUCGAGUCCGUGGCCUCAUCUCCCCUUCCAUCCGAGAAGCCCUCGAGAAUCCUCUCAACUACGCGCGAGCCUACAUCGCUGACCUCAUCGACCCUCGUAUUCGCCGCGUGAUCUACCUCGACUCCGACGUCGUCGUCGUCGACGACAUCCGCCGUCUCUGGGACACCCCCGUGCGAAGCUCUUCCGUUAUCGCCGCGCCCGAGUACUGCCACGCUAAUUUCACCCGAUACUUCACCGCCGCGUUCUGGGAGGGUAGUGGUGCCGGUGCCGGCGCUAAGGUGUUCGAAGGGAGGAGACGAAAGCCGUGUUACUUCAACACGGGGGUAAUGGUGAUGGAUCUUGUGAGAUGGAGAGAAGGAGGGUAUCGUCGGAGAGUUGAGGCGUGGAUGAGGGUGCAGAGAGGGAAGAGGAUCUACGAGCUUGGAUCACUGCCGCCGUUCCUUCUGGUGCUCGCCGGAGAUGUGGAAGGAGUGGAUCACCGGUGGAACCAGCAUGGAUUGGGAGGGGAUAACGAGACCGGGCGGUGCCGGGCUUUGCACCCGGGGAUGGUGAGCUUGCUCCAUUGGAGUGGGAGAGGAAAACCUUGGGAUCGUCUUGAUGCUGGUGAGCCAUGCCCCGUGGAUCAUCUCUGGGAACCAUAUGAUUUAUUCCGGCGAUCGCCGACGCCCUCCGCCACCGUUGCUUGGUAGGGUUCGGAGUCUUGGAGAUUUUGGGAAUUUGGGGAUUUUUUUUUUAAUUUAUUCAUUUAUUAUUAUUAUUUUUUGGCGUGAUUAUUUUGUCCAAUUUUAGAUGAGAAGGACAACAUGUAGAGGAUAUAUUAUUACAUUAUUAUUAUUAUUAUUAUUAUAUUUUUUUUUUCAUUUUUUUUUUUAAAAUUUGAAUUUGAGAGAGUGAUGUUAUAGGGCUGGAUAUAUUCAAUUGAUUCUUCCUGUUAUACUUUUUAAUGGAUUA
Messenger RNA from Dioscorea cayenensis subsp. rotundata (Guinea yam), 1432 nucleotides. Its product is annotated as probable galacturonosyltransferase-like 9. Gene Ontology annotation, cellular component: Golgi apparatus. Bases 109 to 1170 code for a protein of 353 amino acids. The record is from RefSeq and is a predicted model, not a curated record. Lineage: Eukaryota; Viridiplantae; Streptophyta; Magnoliopsida; Dioscoreales; Dioscoreaceae. The transcript has a single exon. Gene Ontology annotation, molecular function: glycosyltransferase activity.